CAAUUCAAGCGUCUCUUUCUGAGCUUCAACCAACCAACAUGAAAAAGUCGAAACGUGUAGUUAAACCGAUCAACCGCGCGCACACACAAACACACACACACAUAUAUAUCUUGAAUCUCUUGCGAAAAAGCUUCAACUCCUAAAAAAUAUCUUCCAUUGUUUAAUUAAUUAGUUCCAGAUUCUACAUUCCAUUAGAGAUCUCAAGGUAAUAAAAUCAAUUUUGAUAAAAUUUCUUAUGGUUCUUGAAACAUUAUUCUCGUUUUGCAGAUCCAAUUGGGGUGUUUGUUUUCCGCAAUUCAUUUCAAUUUAUUUUUCUGUCUUUCAUUUAUCACCAGCAUACGUUCUUUUUUGUGGCUGUUUAUCAGGGAAAGAAGUACAAAGCUGUUUCCCAUUUACAAAAUGAUGAGAAGUGAAAUCCAUAGCGUUGGUGAAUGUUCUCGGUCAACCUCAUUCAGCAGUCAGCUGGAUAAUGAGGAUGACAGGAUGAUUGCCGUUGUACUAUCAGAAGAGUAUGCUAAGAUGGAUGGUGCAGUUGGUCGACGCCUUUCCAACCUGGCUUCAAUCCCUCAUAUCCCGCGAAUAAAUACCUAUAUUCCCAACUUUAGUGAUGCCAGUUUUGAUCAUCAAAGGCUGCUCGACAGGCUAAAUGCUUAUGGCUUAUAUGAAGUGAAGGUCUCUGGGGAUGGCAAUUGUCAGUUUCGUGCACUUUCAGACCAGAUUUAUAAGUCACCAGAGUAUCACAAGCAUGUUCGGAAAGAGGUUGUGAAACAGCUUAAAGACUACCAUUCUUUGUAUGAAGGCCAUGUCCCAAUGAAGUACAAACACUACUACAAGAAAAUGGCCAAAUCUGGUGAAUGGGGGGACCAUGUUACAUUACAAGCAGCAGCUGAUAAGUUUGCAGCGAAGAUAUGUCUUUUAACUUCAUUUAGAGAUUCUUGUUUCAUUGAAAUUAUUCCACAGUAUCAAGCGCCUGAACGAGAGCUUUGGUUAAGUUUCUGGUCCGAGGUGCAUUACAAUUCACUUUAUGAAAUCAAAGAUGCUCCAAUGCGGAAUAAGCCGAGAAAGAAACACUGGCUGUUCUAGAGAAAAAAACAUAUAUUGUUACUGUUCUAGCAUUAAGAUGGUUGUAAAAAUUUUGUACCAUGGAUUUUUUUCUAUACAUGUAAUUAUUGUGUUUAAUUUAAUGAUUUUAUUUAUUUCUUUAUUUCUUUAUUUUUACUAUAUCGUUUCAUGUGUGAGUAUUAAAACCUGCUAUAUAUCUUUGUUUAUUUAAUAUUAUAAGAAUACAUUGAUUCCUACUGA
Molecule: messenger RNA, 1302 nt
Organism: Cornus florida
Lineage: Eukaryota; Viridiplantae; Streptophyta; Magnoliopsida; Cornales; Cornaceae
Product: OVARIAN TUMOR DOMAIN-containing deubiquitinating enzyme 12
Exons: 10
Coding region: 400-1083 (227 amino acids)
Biological process (GO): protein deubiquitination
Molecular function (GO): cysteine-type deubiquitinase activity
Source: RefSeq, a predicted model, not a curated record